AUGCUGGUGGCAUCACUGAUACCUCCGCUGCUCGGAAGCUUGGGCUUUCUUGUGCAGAAUGCCGCAGAGUUUUUCCUUGCCAGUCAUGCCAAAGGCGUGGAUGUGCCAACAUAUGUCCGGACGCACGUCUCCGAAGCUAUUGGAUCGCUCUCUAUCGGUCUCGAUGGCCAGUCGAAAUAUCACGGGGAGUCCGCAGGGUCCGAGUCAUCACAGCGAGAAUGGCCCUCCAACUCUCAACAGUUUGACCUUCCCAGGGAAAUCCUUGAUCUUAUGAAUGCGUUUCCCUUUGGCCUCAAAGACUGUCCGCAUAGCAAAAACGUCUUCAUACAGUAUAUUCCGGCGAGAGACAGAGCUCAAGAGUUAGCUUCCCUGUAUUAUACCAAUAUUGCGUGGAUGUACGAUCCCAUCAUAGAGCAGGAUUUUACGACUACCAUCCUUGACUCGAUUUACGGCACUACCGGUUUUCCGAGCCUGGAUACGUUACACUCCCACCGGCUUUCAGUAUUCUUUAUCCUCCUCGCCAAUGGCAUGGUCUUUGAUUCUCAUCCCUCUUCUCCAAAUCUGGGGAGGCAGUUUCAUGCACUCGCUCGUGCUGCCCUCUCACUGGACUCCAUUCUCCUUGAAGCAACCUGUGCAACGGUCCAAGCUUUGUUCCUGAUGUUCCGGUUCAUUUAUAAUGCGGACCGGUCUUGCAACGAAGAGCGGUGGUUGCUGACAGGCCUGAGCGCCAGACUCUCCCAAACUAUUGGACUUCAACGCGACAGCGCCAACUGGAACCUGCCCGCUGACGAGGUACAGCGACGUCGCAGACUUUUCUGGGACCUGUUCACGUGGGACUCCUGGUCGGGCGUGGUUAAUGGACGUCCGGCUGCUCUUAUGAUUCAGCAUACUGAUUGCCAGUUUCCGGAUGAUCUUGACCCGUCAAUCAAACCAACUGGAGAGGUGGACUUUGGAUGGCAUGCCUGGAAAGUUCGAUACGCCUCAACGUGCCUAACUGCUUCAGCACAUCAUGUUUUCAGUCCUCGAACACCCCCUUACACAGCUCUUCUUGAACUCGAUAAGAAGAUUCGAAAAUUUGCGAUGCCCAGUCACUUGCGCUCUCCAACUCGGAAUUCCGAAACUGGUCGAUCGUGGUCGACUGACCCUUCACGGGCAAUGCAGCAGUAUUGUGCGUUGUGUCUGAGGGAAUCAAACCUCCUCUAUAUACACAGGAGUUAUUUCGUUCAAGCCAUUCGUCAAGAUCCAGACAACCCGCUGCGACACAAGUAUGCUCCCUCGGUGUUGGCAACUUAUCGAAGCGCCUGUCGGCUCAUAUCAAGCCUCAAAGGCCUAUAUUCCAUUCAUCCUCGCAUAUCAAGCUACUGUUGGUACUUUUGGUCCGGGAUAUUUUCCGCUUGUAUCGUUCUCGGGGCCCUUGUCGUAGAAAGUCCAGGGUGUACACUCGCGGGAGACGCUUUGCGUGAACUAGAGGCAACAGUUUCUUUCUACGAAGAAGGCUCUCGUCCAUGUCGGGCGCCCGCAACUAUGGAUAUCCUCGAGAACCUUCGUCAACGAGCUUCUACCGCUUACAAAGGGGGCGCGGAGAAGUUUCCCCAGAAGGCCCCUACGGAAGUGGAUGAAUUAGAAGUUCUUGGUGGCAGAAAAAGUGUCAUCACCCCUAAAUCAUGCAAUAACUCUCCAUCCAACCCACCACCAGGCUCUCCCGAUUCUCUUCAUCUCCCAGUUGACGAAGGGAAUAGCCCUGCCAGUCAAGCAGGCGCUGCCGAAAUGUUGAUGGAUUACUAUGAGGAGCUUGGGCAACCCCCUUUCGAUAUUCACAAAGGUCAAGAUUACGACAUGGACCGAGGACCUUUGACAUACACUUCGUCCUCGUACGGCCCCCAUCCAAAACCUCGUGAUCCUUCCGCUUUACCAUCGUCACCUCAAUCUUAUCUCGGCCACUACAUCCCCAUGCAUGAUUCAAGUCAAUAUCCAUCCACGAGUCGCCAGCUGCAAAGCCAGUCUGAGACAAAACCGACUCAUGCAUGGCACGCGUC
Messenger RNA from Laccaria bicolor S238N-H82, 2036 nucleotides. RefSeq lists its product as uncharacterized. NCBI's taxonomy places the organism in Eukaryota, Fungi, Basidiomycota, Agaricomycetes, Agaricales, Hydnangiaceae. The transcript is spliced from 14 exons. The record is from RefSeq and is a predicted model, not a curated record. Gene Ontology annotation, biological process: DNA-templated transcription. The annotation marks the transcript as partial. Gene Ontology annotation, molecular function: DNA binding; zinc ion binding.